AUUUUGGUUUGAUUUAAAUGCACUUAUUCACAUCUCACCAUUGUUUGUAGAUAAUUCUGCCAGUAGUGGAAUGGAAUGGAAGAGUGACAUCAUGGAAUGAUAUCAUGGAAGCCAUGACAUCAUCAUGGAAUGCCAUGAUGGAAACCAUGACAUCAUCAUGGAAUGACAACAUGAAAGCCAUGACAUCAUCAUGGAAUGGCAACAUGAAAGCCAUGACAUGAUGAAAGCCAUGACAUCAUCAUCAUGGAGACCUUGAAGAGGUAAGUAACACUUUACAGCAGAGCUGUGUUUUGUUGGGGAAGGAGUACAUUUACUUUUCACACACUUUUCUGAUAGGUAAAUUACUUUUUGUAGUUUUGUUGUGGUUGUGUGAAUUGUAGGACUUAAUACAGCAAAUAAUUGCUGUGUGUUUGUGUCUGCAGUUACACAGUGUUGGCAUUCGAAGUCAUACAGAAAAUGUUUAAAUCCUUGUUUGGACGAUUUCAAAUCAGACGAAGGGCUGAGAAACCUUCGUCUCCUGGAGACCUUGGUCCUCCCACCACCGGGGUAGACCACGAGCACGGGGCUGAGAAACCUUCGUCUCCUGGAGACCUUGGUCCUCCCACCACCGGGGUAGACCACGAGCACGGGGCUGAGAAACCUUCGUCUCCUGGAGACCUUGGUCCUCCCACUACCAGGGAAGACGACGAGCACUGGGCUGAGAAACCUUCGUCUCCUGGAGAACUUGGUCCUCCCACCACCAGGGAAGACGACGAGCGUGGGUAUGGAGAUGACGAGCCCUGCACCAGCAGUAAGUACCGCGGAGCAAGGAGUGUGAGCUCUUCGUCCAGCGAUGACGAGCCCUGCACCAGCAGGAAAUACCUCAGACCAAGGAAUGAGAGUCCUUCGUCCAGCAAGGACGAGCCCUGCACCAGCAGGAAAUACUCCAGACCAAGGAAUGAGAGUCCUUCGUCCAGCGAUGCCGAGCCCUGCACCAGCAGGAAGUACCGCGGAGCAAGGAGUGUGAGCUCUUCGUCCAGCGAUGACGAGCCCUGCACCAGCAGGAAAUACCUCAGACCAAGGAAUGAGAGUCCUUCGUCCAGCAAGGACGAGCCCUGCACCAGCAGGAAAUACUCCGGACCAAAGACUAAGAGUCCUUCGUCCAGCAAGGACGAGCCCUGCACCAGCAGGAAGUACCACAGACCUAGGAGUGAGAGCUCUUCCUCCAGUGAGGACGAGUCCUGCAACAGUAGAAAACACCCUAGACCAAGGAGUGAGAGCCCUUCAUCUGGUGAGGACGAGCCCUGGACCAGCAGGAAGUUACGCAGACCAAGGAGUGAGAGCUCUUCCUCCAAUGACAAGCCUUUCGUCUAUACUUUUCCUAUAGAGAAGACAGAGAAAGAAAUGGUACAAGAAUUACUGGAGCACUGGAUUAAACGACAUGCGGAGUUGAGAAAACAAUAUGAGCUGAUGAAGCGACAGGAGAAAUUGGAGAAGUUGCUGAAGAAAGGGAAGAAAAAAAAAUUCACAAUUUAUCUCUUCAAGGUGCCUGAGGAAGUGAAGGAAGAGAGGUGGAGGAAAAAAAUGGAGAUGGACAAGAAAUAUUUACUUAGAUGUGAUGUAAGAAUUGCGAAGUCCAUGAUUAAAAAAGGGGAAAAGAAGUUGAAGUACAUGCAGGAGAGGGAGGUGAGAAAAGAGAAGGAGGCUAGAGAAGCACUCAAAAAGCAGAAUAGGCUGACAGAAAAAUUGAAAGUAAAAAUUGAGAAAUUUUGGGAAAAAAGAAGAAAGCAGAAAGUAGAGGAAAAAAAACGGAGUGACGAAGAAAAUGCAAAGAAGCAGAUGGAAGAAAGACUGAAGUUAUAUAAGAAGAACAUGGAAAGAGAGGAGAAAGAUUUGGAGAAAAGAAGACAGAAGAAACUGAAGAGGUGGAAAAAAAUAACAGAGGAUUGGGAGAAAUGGUGUGCGAAGAAUGAGAAGAUAAUUCUGCCAGUAGUGGAAUGGAAUGGAAGAGUGACAUCAUGGAAUGAUAUCAUGAAAGCCAUGACAUCAUCAUGGAAUGACAUGAUGGAAACCAUGACAUCAUCAUGGAAUGACAACAUGAAAGCCAUGACAUCAUCAUGGAAUGGCAACAUGAAAGCCAUGACAUGAUGAAAUCCAUGACAUCAUCAUCAUGGAGACCUUGAAGAGGUAAGUAACACUUUACAGCAGAGCUGUGUUUUGUUGGGGAAGGAGUACAUUUACUUUUCACACACUUUUCUGAUAGGUAAAUUACUUUUUGUAGUUUUGUUGUGGUUGUGUGAAUUGUAGGACUUAAUACAGCAAAUAAUUGCUGUGUGUUUGUGUCUGCAGUUACACAGUGUUGGCAUUCGAAGUCAUACAGAAAAUGUUUAAAUCCUUGUUUGGACGAUUUCAAAUCAGACGAAGGGCUGAGAAACCUUCGUCUC
Molecule: messenger RNA, 2423 nt
Organism: Centropristis striata (black sea bass)
Lineage: Eukaryota; Metazoa; Chordata; Actinopteri; Perciformes; Serranidae
Product: calponin homology domain-containing protein DDB_G0272472-like
Exons: 2
Coding region: 457-2127 (556 amino acids)
Source: RefSeq, a predicted model, not a curated record